Molecule: messenger RNA, 2658 nt
Organism: Morchella importuna
Lineage: Eukaryota; Fungi; Ascomycota; Pezizomycetes; Pezizales; Morchellaceae
Exons: 7
Coding region: 1-2658 (885 amino acids)
Biological process (GO): DNA replication; deoxyribonucleotide biosynthetic process
Cellular component (GO): ribonucleoside-diphosphate reductase complex
Molecular function (GO): ribonucleoside-diphosphate reductase activity, thioredoxin disulfide as acceptor; ATP binding
Source: RefSeq, a predicted model, not a curated record
AUGUAUGUCUGGAAAAGAGAUGGCCGUAAGGAACGAGUUCAGUUUGACAAGAUUACUGCCCGUGUAUCUCGUCUUUGCUAUGGACUCGACAGUGAGCACGUAGAUGCAGCGACCAUUACUCAAAAGGUUAUUUCGGGGGUGUACCAAGGAGUUACCACUGUUGAACUAGACAACUUGGCAGCUGAAACUGCUGCCUAUAUGACCGUAACUCAUCCUGACUAUGCCAUUCUUGCAGCCCGUAUCGCUGUUAGCAACCUGCAUAAGCAAACCAAGAAGCAGUUCUCUCAAGUCGUAAGUGACUUGUAUCACUACGUUAAUCCCAAAAAUGGCCGCCCCUCGCCCAUGAUUUCGACACAAACCUACGAGACAGUUAUGCGCCAUGCCUCUGAGCUCAACUCUGCUAUUGUCUAUGAUAAAGAUUUUAACUAUAACUACUUCGGUUUUAAAACUUUGGAGCGUUCAUAUCUGUUGCGCAUAGACGGACAGGUUGCCGAGCGUCCGCAGCACAUGUUAAUGAGAGUAGCAGUCGGAAUUCACGGCGAAGAUGUUGAGAAGGCCAUUGAGACCUACAACCUCAUGUCUGCCAAGCAUUUUACUCAUGCUUCACCCACGCUUUUCAAUGCUGGAACUCCUUCCCCACAGCUAUCAUCUUGCUUCUUGGUUGCAAUGAAGGAUGACUCUAUAGAGGGGAUUUACGACACUCUGAAAAUCUGUGCUAUGAUUUCAAAAACUGCUGGUGGUAUUGGACUUAACAUCCAUAAUAUCCGUGCUACUGGUUCUUACAUUGCUGGGACGAACGGCAGUUCCAAUGGUAUUGUGCCUAUGCUCAGAGUUUAUAAUAAUACCGCAAGGUACGUUGAUCAAGGUGGAAACAAAAGACCUGGUGCUUUUGCCAUUUACCUUGAGCCAUGGCACGCCGACAUUAUGGAGUUUAUUGACUUGAGGAAGAAUCAUGGAAAGGAAGAGAUUCGCGCUAGAGACCUUUUCUAUGCCCUCUGGGUCCCUGACUUAUUCAUGAAGCGAGUUGAGAAAAACGGUGACUGGAGCUUGUUCUGCCCCAACGAGGCGCCUGGCUUGGCCGACGUCUGGGGUGAUGAAUUUGAGACACUUUACAAUAAAUACGAGAAAACCCCUGGCCUGCCUCGCCAGACCAUGAAGGCACAGAAGCUUUGGUAUGCCAUCCUAGAAACCCAAACCGAGACAGGAAACCCCUUUAUACUCUAUAAGGACGCCUGCAACCGCAAAUCGAAUCAGCAGAAUCUCGGAACUAUCAAAUCCUCCAAUCUUUGCACAGAGAUUGUGGAAUAUAGUUCUCCUGAUGAGGUUGCUGUAUGUAACUUGGCUUCCCUUGCUCUGCCAACCUUCGUAGAUGUUCAAAGGGGUGAGUACGAUUUUGCAAGGCUACAUGAUGUUACGAAAGUUGUCGUCAGGAACCUGAACAAAAUUAUCGAUGUGAACUUUUACCCUGUCGAGGAGGCGAGAAGAAGUAACAUGAACCACAGACCCAUUGCUGUUGGUGUCCAAGGUCUUGCCGAUGCUUUCCUUGCUCUUCGCAUGCCGUUCGAAUCCCCACAGGCAAAACAACUCAAUAUUCAGAUUUUUGAAACUAUCUAUCAUGCCGCUGUUGAGGCCUCAACUGAGUUGUCUGAAAUUCACGGCCCAUACUCAAGCUACGAAGGCUCUCCUUCCUCAAAGGGACAGCUUCAGUAUGACCUGUGGGGCGUCACCCCAACAGACUUGUGGGAUUGGGACGAACUAAAAGCAAAAGUUAAGAAGCAUGGACUUCGAAACUCUCUUCUUGUUGCGCCCAUGCCUACCGCGUCCACUUCUCAGAUCCUAGGAUUCAAUGAGUGCUUCGAACCUUAUACUUCUAACAUCUACUCCCGCCGUGUAUUAGCUGGAGAAUUCCAGAUUGUGAACCCUUGGUUGUUAAAAGACCUUGUGGACAUGGGCCUGUGGAGUGAUAACAUGAAAAACAGAAUUAUCGCCAACAAUGGUAGUAUACAGGCUGUCCCGAAUAUCCCAGAUGAUAUCAAGGCUCUUUACAAGACUGUCUGGGAGAUUUCACAAAAAAAGAUUCUCGAAAUGGCUGCCGAUCGUGGUGCCUUUAUCGAUCAAUCACAAUCUCUCAACAUCCAUAUCCAGAAUCCUACCAUGGGUAAAUUGACAUCCAUGCACUUCUAUGGGUGGAAGUUGGGCUUGAAGACCGGGAUGUACUAUCUCCGUACUCAGGCUGCAGCUGCAGCUAUUCAAUUCACUGUCGAUCAAGAAGCCCUAAAGGUGGAGGAUACCAAUGUUGCUCGCGUUCUUCCCGGGAAAAAACGCAUCCCGAAUACCGGCUACACUCCUCAGGCUGCGAUGCCUCGGCCAAUGAUGGCUACCAAACCUGCUCCACGUGUUGUCUCCGUUGGCGGACCUCCACCCCCUGCUCCUCGCUCUGAGAACUCUGAGAAAUCAGAGCCGUCUCCGACGCUUCUGGCGACGGAGCCACUCACCGAUCCAACUACAAUUGAUGGGUUGGAAGAGUUGGAGAACAAGAGGGGCCAAGCAGAGGAUGCAAAAAGCCUCAGUGAUGAAAGAGAGGUAGACAUCUAUGCCGAUGCAGUACUGGCUUGCAGUAUUGAGAACAAGGAGGAGUGCAUGAUGUGCUCCGCUUAG